AAUUAGGCCUAAACAAAAAAUGGAUUCCGGUGUGUGAUCCACAUCUUGAGGCCAAUACACUUCUCCACUCCAUAUAUAAACACACACAUACCAUCAUUCAUUUCAUUAUAGCAAUUGCUCUUAACAUUAUCUCAACAAAAUUACAUUCAAAUUGAGGGAAAGAAGACUAUAAUGGAAGAAGCGAAGAAAUCAUUGAAGGCCAAGGGAGAGAGCCAGAGGAUUGUGGUUGCUGUGGACGAGAGUGAAGAGAGUAUGUUCGCCUUGCAAUGGUGUCUUUCAAAUCUCACUUCUCCAGACACCAAAAACACUCUGAUUCUCCUCUACGUUAAGCCUCCUCCAGCCAUCUCAAUCUCUUCCUUCGAUGCGCCCGGGUAUGUGUUUUCAAGCGAGGUGAUUUCGGCGAUGGAAAAGCAGAGCAAGGAUUUGGUUAACGCGGUGAUGAAGAGAGCGGAAGCGGUUUAUGCGAAGUUUAGUAGCAACGUAAAUUUGGAGAGAGUAGUUGGGAAGGGAGACGCGAAGAACGUGAUAUGUCGCAUAGUGGAGAAGCUUGGAGCCGAUACCUUGGUAAUGGGCUGCCAUGGUUAUGGCUUCUUCCAGAGGGCAUUGCUGGGAAGUGUGAGUGAUUAUUGUGCGAAAUAUGCAAAAUGUCCGGUGGUUAUUGUGAAGCAUCCUUAAGAAUUGGGAGAAACAAUUUAAUUAAAGGCCACCAAAGAGAAUUAACAUAAUUUUAAUUAGCAUGGCCUUUCAUAGGCUUGAUUUCUCUAUCUUCCAUUAUAAUUUAGCUGUAAUAUUCUAUCUUCCAUUGUAAUUUUGCUGUAAUAUUUUAUGAUAUAUCCUUAAUGGAAAUGAGGUGUUAAGUCUCUUUUACGUUCAACGAA
Cucumis sativus (cucumber) is the source of this 878-nucleotide messenger RNA. RefSeq names its product universal stress protein PHOS32. The transcript is spliced from 4 exons. Lineage: Eukaryota; Viridiplantae; Streptophyta; Magnoliopsida; Cucurbitales; Cucurbitaceae. The record is from RefSeq and is a predicted model, not a curated record. Bases 172 to 675 code for a protein of 167 amino acids.